AUGCGGGGGACCCAGCACCGCGGCAGCAGCAGAGUGCGUGCAGCAGCAGCAACAGAUGCAGCAGCAGUUGAUGGAAUACCAGCAGCAGUUGCACCAGCAGUAGAUGCAGCAGCAGCAGCAGAUGAAGCAGCAGCAGCAGAUGGAGCGGCAGCGGCAGAUGAAGCAGCAGCUGCAGGUGAAACAGCAGCAGCAGAUGCAGCAGCAGUAGAUGGAGCAGCAGCAGCAGAUGCAGCAGCAGUAGAUGGAACAGCAGCAGCAGACGCAGCAACAGUAGAUGGAGCAGCAGCAGUAGAUGGAGCAGCAGCCGGUGAAGCAGCAGCAGAUGAAGAAGCAGCAGAUAAAGCAGCAGCAGCCGAUGAAGCAGCAGCAGCAGAUGAAGCAGCAGCAGCCCGUGAAGCAGCAGCAGCAGAUGAAGCAGCAGCAGCAGAUGAAGCAGCAGCAGCAGAUGAAGCAGCAGCAGCAGACACAACAGCAGCAGCAGAAGAAGCAGCAGCAGAUGAAGCAGCAGCAGAUGAAGCAGAUGCAAGAAUAUGA
Eimeria mitis is the source of this 534-nucleotide messenger RNA. RefSeq lists its product as uncharacterized. NCBI's taxonomy places the organism in Eukaryota, Apicomplexa, Conoidasida, Eucoccidiorida, Eimeriidae. The record is from RefSeq and is a predicted model, not a curated record. Bases 1 to 534 code for a protein of 177 amino acids. The transcript has 2 exons.